AUGCCCUCCGCAAAGUCAGUGGCCUCUAUUGUCACCACGACCGCUGCUGUUGGCAUGAGUGAGCUAACCUCCGCCCAGGAACAAACCAGUCCCUCCCUCGCCCCCUCUUCUGCCAUGCAGCCGAAAGGAACCUCACGGCAGGAGACAACAACUCAACCCCCACCUUCUGGCUCUUCCACAACGAAACCGGAGGUGAGCUCUGCCCGAGGAACCACCGUUUCUACGCCAACUUUUUCCCCUUCCACUGAACACUCUUCCAUUGCCCUUACCGAGGAAACCACCGUCUCCUUCCGAUCUGCCAGUUCUCCAGCCAGGGUCGAAUCAACAGCAGCUGAGGGGACCAGCCCUUCCCUCUCUUCGGCAUCUUCUCCUACGCCUACUCAGCUGAGAACCUCGACUAUUGAGGUGACCGGAUCCACCUCGAUGAGGCCGCAUUCCACUGUGGAGACUGGCUUCACGUCUCUUGAAAAUCAAACAGCGCCAACCUUCAGCAAGGUUUCUCCCACGAAGGCUGAGCUGACCUCAGCAGAAGUGACCAAAACAGCUUCACCAGCAUUCGAGUCUCCCCUGGCCACGUCUCUUUCCAUGCAGACUGUAUCCUCUCCGGCUCGGACCUCGCCGCCAUCGUCUCCCUCGGAGAUCACCAUUGCAUCCCACGGCACGAGUUCUUCUAUUCAUGCAGAGUCCACCCCAACUGAAGGAAGCACCACCUCUUCGCUCCAUUCGGCACAAUCAAGCACUGCAGUCCCAGAAACCAUGUCCUCCGCAGAGUCGGUAGCCUCUAUUGUCACCACGACCGCUGCUGUUGGCAUGACUGAGCUAACCUCCGCCCUGGAACAAACCAGUCCCUCCAUUGCCCCCUCUUCUUCCAUGCAGCCGAAAGGAACCUCACGGCAGGAGACAACUCAACCCCCGCCUUCUGGCUCUUCCACAACGAAACCGGAGGUGCGCUCUUCCCGAGGCACCACCGUUUCUACGCCAACUUUUUCCCCUUCCACUGACCACUCUUCCAUUGCCCUUACCGAGGAAACCACCGUCUCCUUACGGUCUGCCAGUCCUCCAGCCAGGGUCGAAUCAACAGCAGCUGAGGGGACCAGCCCUUCCCUCUCUUCGGCCACAUCUCCUACGGCUGCUAAGCUGAGAACUUCGACUAUUGAGGUGACCGGAUCCACCCCGAUGAGGCCGCAUUCCACUGUGGAGACUGGCUUCACGUCUCUUGAAAAUCAAACUACGCAAACCUUCAGCAAGGUUUCUCCCACAAAGGCUGAGCUGACCUCAGCAGAAGUGACCAAAACAGCUUCACCAGCAUCCGAGUCUCCCCUGGCCACGUCUCUUUCCAUGCAGACUGUAUCCUCUCCGGCUCGGACCUCGCCGCCAUCGUCUCCCUCGGAGACCACCAUUGCAUCCCACGGCACGAGUUCUUCUAUUCAUGCAGAGUCCACCCCAACUGAAGGAAGCACCACCUCUUCGCUCCAUUCGGCACACUCAAGCACUGCAGUCCCAGAAACCAUGUCCUCUGCAGAGUCGGUAGCCUCUAUUGUCACCACGACCGCUGCUGUUGGCAUGACUGAGCUAACCUCCGCCCAGGAACAAACCAGUCCCUCCAUCGCCCCCUCUUCUUCCAUGCAGCCGAAAGGAACCUCACGGCAGGAGACAACAACUCAACCCCCGCCUUCUGGCUAUUCCACAACGAAACCGGAGGUGAGCUCUGCCCGAGGCACCACUGUUUCUACGCCAACUUUUUCCCCUUCCACUGACCACUCUUCCAUUGCCCUUACCGAGGAAACCACCGUCUCCUUACGGUCUGCCAGUCCUCCAGCCAGGGUCGAAUCAACAGCAGCUGAGGGGACCAGUCCUUCCCUCUCUUCGGCAACAUCUCCUACGGCUGCUCAGCUGAGAACCUCGACUAUUGAGGUGACCGGAUCCACCCCGAUGAGGCCGCAUUCCACUGUGGAGACUGGCUUCACGUCUCUUCAAAAUCAAACCACGCCAACCUUCAGCAAGGUUUCUCCCACGAAGGCUGAGCUGACCUCAGCAGAAGUGACCAAAACAGCUUCACCAGCAUCCGAGUCUCCCCUGGCCACGUCUCUUUCCAUGCAGACUGUAUCCUCUCCGGCUCGGACCUCGCCACCAUCGUCUCCCUCGGAGACCACCAUUGCAUCCCACGGCACGAGUUCUUCUAUUCAUGCAGAGUCCACCCCAACUGAAAGAAGCACCACCUCUUCGCUCCAUUCGGCACACUCAAGCACUGCAGUCUUAGAAACCAUGUCCUCCGCAGAGUCGGUGGCCUCUAUUGUCACCACGACCGCCGCUGUUGGCAUGACUGAGCUAACCUCCGCACAGGAACAAACCAGUCCCUCCCUCGCCACCUCUUCUGCCAUGCAGCCGAAAGGAACCUCACGGCAGGAGACAACAACUCAACCCCCGCCUUCUGGCUCUUCCACAACGAAACCGGAGCUGAGAACCUCGACUAUUGAGGUGACCGGAUCCACCCCGAUGAGGCCGCAUUCCACUGUGGAGACUGGCUUCACGUCCCUUGAAAAUCAAACCACGCCAACCUUCAGCAAGGUUUCUCCCACGAAGGCUGAGCUGACCUCAGCAGAAAUGACCACAACAGCUUCACCAGCAUCCGAGUCUCCCCUGGCCACGUCUCUUUCCACGCAGACUGUAUCCUCUCCGGCUCGGACCUCGCCGCCAUCGUCUCCCUCGGAGACCACCAUUGAAUCCCACGGCACGAGUUCUUCUAUUCAUGCAGAGUCCACCCCAACUGAAGGAAGCACCACCUCUUCGCUCCAUUCGGCACACUCAAGCACUGCAGUCCCAGAAACCAUGUCCUCCGCAGAGUCGGUGGCCUCUAUUAUCACCACGACCGCCGCUGUUGGCAUGACUGAGCUAACCUCCGCACAGGAACAAACCAGUCCCUCCCUCGCCCCCUCUUCUGCCAUGCAGCCGAAAGGAACCUCACGGCAGGAGACAACAACUCAACCCCCGCCUUCUGGCUCUUCCACAACGAAACCGGAGGUGAGCUCUGCCCGAGGCACCACUGUUUCUACGCCAACUUUUUCCCCUUCCACUGACCACUCUUCCAUUGCCUUUACCGAGGAAACCACCGUCUCCUUCCGGUCUGCCAGUCCUCCAUCCAGGGUUGAAUCAACAGCAGCUGAGGGGACCAGCCCUUCCCUCUCUUCGGCAACAUCUCCUACGGCUUCUAAGCUGAGAACUUCGACUAUUGAGGUGACCGGAUCCACCCCGAUGAGGCCGCAUUCCACUGUGGAGACUGGCUUCACGUCUCUUGAAAAUCAAACUACGGAAACCUUCAGCAAGAUUUCUCCCACGAAGGCUGAGCUGACCUCAGCAGAAGUGACCAAAACAGCUUCACCAGCAUCCGAGUCUCCCCUGGCCACGUCUCUUUCCACGCAGACUGUAUCCUCUCCGGCUCGGACCUCGCCGCCAUCGUCUCCCUCGGAGACCACCAUUGCAUCCCACGGCACGAGUUCUUCUAUUCAUGCAGAGUCCACCCCAACUGAAGGAAGCACCACCUCUUCGCUCCAUUCGGCACACUCAAGCACUGCAGUCCCAGAAACCAUGUCCUCCGCAGAGUCGGUGGCCUCUAUUGUCACCACGACCGCCGCUGUUGGCAUGACUGAGCUAACCUCCGCACAGGAACAAACCAGUCCCUCCCUCGCCCCCUCUUCUGCCAUGCAGCCGAAAGGAACCUCACGGCAGGAGACAACAACUCAACCCCCGCCUUCUGGCUCUUCCACAACAAAACCGGAGGUGAGCUCUGCCCGAGGCACCACUGUUUCUACGCCAACUUUUUCCCCUUCCACUGACCACUCUUCCAUUGCCCUUACCGAGGAAACCACCGUCUCCUUCCGGUCUGCCAGUCCUCCAUCCAGGGUCGAAUCAACAGCAGCUGAGGGGACCAGCCCUUCCCUCUCUUCGGCAACAUCUCCUACGGCUGCUAAGCUGAGAACUUCGACUAUUGAGGUGACCGGAUCCACCCCGAUGAGGCCGCAUUCCACUGUGGAGACUGGCUUCACGUCUCUUGAAAAUCAAACUACGCAAACCUUCAGCAAGAUUUCUCCCACGAAGGCUGAGCUGACCUCAGCAGAAGUGACCAAAACAGCUUCACCAGCAUCCGAGUCUCCCCUGGCCACGUCUCUUUCCAUGCAGACUGUAUCCUCUCCGGCUCGGACCUCGCCGCCAUCGUCUCCCUCGGAGACCACCAUUGCAUCCCACGGCACGAGUUCUUCUAUUCAUGCAGAGUCCACC
Molecule: messenger RNA, 4275 nt
Organism: Protobothrops mucrosquamatus (brown spotted pit viper)
Lineage: Eukaryota; Metazoa; Chordata; Lepidosauria; Squamata; Viperidae
Exons: 2
Source: RefSeq, a predicted model, not a curated record